Messenger RNA from Rotaria sp. Silwood1, 489 nucleotides. The record is from the annotation of a GenBank genome assembly. NCBI's taxonomy places the organism in Eukaryota, Metazoa, Rotifera, Eurotatoria, Philodinida, Philodinidae.
AUGCAUUCAACGGCAAUAUUUCUUUUUGCUUUUGGUCUUUUAAUUACUAUUACUAUGGCAUGGCCAUGGUCAGGUAAUUCUCAUGGACAUACAGGAGGUGAAGGAUCUCAUGGAUCUCAUGGACACAAAUGGGUUAAAUAUCGUUCACCAAAACAUAUUCGUUUACCAGGUCAUCUAGCUGCAAAAUUAGGACAUCCAUGGCCAGCAUUUACAGCUAAAAAAGUCUUUCAUGGAAAAUAUAUGCUCAUUAGUCCAGCUCUUCUUUUCAAAAUCAAACAAACUGAUAAUACAGGUAGUAGUACAACUAAUGUUCCAGAAAUUUCAACAACUCAACAACCUGAAAUUGAAGAAACAACAGCAGAACCUAUUGUUGAAGAAUCAACAGCAGGACCUGAACCAGAAGAAACUACAGCAACAUUAGAAUCUUUUUUCAAACAACAAUCCUAUGCAAUCAAUAAUGAUGAACAAUUAUAUUUCUUUGAUGAGUAA